CUGUGCCAACGGCUUUUGCACCACCGGCUCUAGGCUCCCGUAGCCGCGGCGUGCCACUGUUCGACAACGGCUCUACCAUAGUAUUAUGUUCUCGCACCGCUUUGCCUUGUCCCCUUUCGACUUCUGAUUCUGCAAUUGCUGCAACGACGACCGAGCACGCCCGGCUCACACGACAUGGCCAGGUGAGACACUGCUGAUUGGCAGCAUGAAAACAGCAUGGCCGCUCCUGUGGAGCAGGCGCAAGAAGUGGGUGAUUGCGAGCCUUGCCAGUCUCUGCAUCAUCGCCCUCAUCCUAGAGGGCGGCAACAGUGGCGGCGGCGGUGGAGGAGGAGCCGGCAAUAAUGAUGAGGAUGAUGAUGAUGGAUACACCGGCGACGGCUACGCAGGGUCUCUGAGAUGGCCGAAUCCAGAGUCCAUCAAGGGCGUCAUCCCAAACAACGCAAUUUAUGUCACUCUGGACCCGACCUUGGUCCGGCGGGACGACGGGAAGCUUUUCCUCCUCACCACCCGCGCCCAGCACGGCUCUACAUGGACCGCGGAUUCCUUGUACGGGCCCUGGGAGUACCAGGGCGACACCCUCGACGAGCAGGGCGGCGCGCCCUCGGUGCACAGGGUCGGGAACACGUGGGCCAUGUUCCACAACCAGCACUUUGACUACUCGACGGUGGGCGUUAGUCACCCGGAGUCGUCGAGUCCCUUCCACGACGCCAGCAUUGUCGUGCAGACAUCCGACACCCUUGAGCCAAAGAGCUGGGUCCGCCAGGGACGGCUCAACAUCACGUGGGCCAUGAAGUACAAUGUGCUCGACGCCGCCCUGCUCACCGUCAACUCGACCACCGCCGCUCGGGACGGCACAACUGGACAGCGGCAGCAGCAGCACCUGCUCACGUUUGGCUCGUACCAGGAGGGCCUCUUCCAGGUGCCCCUGGCGAACCCGCCCUUCAAGCUGGCCGACAACGCCAUGAGCCUGAUGACGCAUCUCGAGCGCAACACCACGGCCGUGCAGCCGCGCGACCAGACCGAGGCGGCCUACAUCUUCGCGCGCAAGGGGUGGUACUACCUCUUCUACUCGUCCGGGCGCUGCUGUCCCGAGCACAGCCCGCAGACGGGCCAGCUGCAGUGGAUGAGGUACGACCAGGCGUACCGCGUCGUGGUGUGUCGUUCUCGGCGGCCAGGAGGGGGUUAUGUGGACAGGGAGGGCAGGGACUGCCUGACGGAGAAUGGGGGGACCGUGGUACUCGCGAGCCACGACGAGAUCUUUGCGCCUGGCGGCCAGGGUGUUCUUGACGAUCCGGAGGCCGGUCUGAUCUUGUACUAUCACUACGCACGGUACGACAUGGCGCGCGACAAGGUAGACGACACGCGCAAGGGGUUCCUCUUUGGCUGGAACAAGCUGCGCUUCGACCGCGACGAGUGGCCAUACAUUGACGGUGCUUGAGCAAGGAAGCUGGAGACCAGCCAGAUUCUUCCCCGAACGAAGCAGAUCCCUCCAUGCACGCAACGAGAUCGGGCAAGUGGGCGGAAAUCGCCGUCUUAAUUCCCGCCGUCUCCAAGCGGAUGAACACGACUCGGUCCACGAUGCACAUAGCUGGACAUAUACGCAUAUAUUCCCUGCCAUACUCUUGCAUUGACGACGCAGCACAUAUACAACAGCGGCGAGAUUAUAUCAGCACCUCCUGUACAAUGCAGGGCAUAACCACUUUUGGGUGACAUAUGCCGAGAGCCAGGACCGAUAGAGCGAACAUAUGGAAUGAGACAUACAGCAUAGAAAUGAAUAGACAGAGAUUGUCUCUCGCGAGGCAAUGGCGAGGUUGAACACGGACAUGUCUUGCCUUUGGGAUGCCAGUCUUGAAAAUAGCAUAUUCUAGUUGAAGACCACUGUGGAGUCGGCUCCCCGCAUUUGCGCCCUGGCAGCGUGCGUGUGGGGG
This is a messenger RNA of Microdochium trichocladiopsis, 1928 nucleotides long. Its product is annotated as glycosyl hydrolase. Lineage: Eukaryota; Fungi; Ascomycota; Sordariomycetes; Xylariales; Microdochiaceae. Bases 206 to 1438 code for a protein of 410 amino acids. The record is from RefSeq and is a predicted model, not a curated record. The transcript has 4 exons. Gene Ontology annotation, biological process: carbohydrate metabolic process. Gene Ontology annotation, molecular function: hydrolase activity, hydrolyzing O-glycosyl compounds.